Molecule: messenger RNA, 1251 nt
Organism: Aspergillus costaricaensis CBS 115574
Lineage: Eukaryota; Fungi; Ascomycota; Eurotiomycetes; Eurotiales; Aspergillaceae
Exons: 1
Coding region: 1-1251 (416 amino acids)
Source: RefSeq, a predicted model, not a curated record
AUGGCACCGUUACCCGAGGGCGAAGUGAGUGGCUGGGUGGACUCGCCUAACGAUCGGGGUACCAUCGAUAUUAUCUGGGGCUGUUGUUUGGUGCUCUCCACCGCUCUCUGGACAGUUCUGCAUCUGAACAUUCCGGCCCCUGACGAUGGCCUUUGGACGGUUCUGUGGCGCAAGCUUCGCUGGGGAACAUUUGCUAUCUUGGCCCCCGACAUGCUGGUAGGCUUCUCCGCCAUGCAGUACGAGUCAGCCCAGGAAUCGGUGCGCGACAUGCACCGCCUGGGCUACAAAGAAUGGACCCUCAAACACGCUUUCUACGCCAAUAGCGGAGGCUUCGUCCUUCAAUCGACAGACUACCCUCCCUUCCCAAUCACGGCAGCCUCGAUCCACUACCUCGUUGAGACACACCACAUCGACUGCCCUACAAUCACAGCGGAGGAGAUCUGGGAUAAAAGCAAGGCAGAUACGUUCGCUAAAUGCGUUGCAUUAGUGCAAGGGGUAUGGCUCGUGGUCCAAUCCAUCGCCCGGGCCGUACAAGGCCUCGCUGUCUCCCCGCUUGAGCUCUUCACCAUUGCAUUCGUGUUAUCCACGAUUACGACCUACUACUUCUGGAUGCAUAAGCCACAGAGUGUUGGGGUGCCGACUGUUAUCGAACUCAAGAGCGGAUCAGUCACCAGCUUGAUCAACAGUGCCGGGGAGAUCGGCGUUGAGCCCUUCCGCGAGACACCACUUGAUUUCCUGGAAAAGCCGCACCAGCGGUGGCAUCGCCGGCCGACCCUCGAGAAUCUCCGCCCGCAGAAAAGCCCCCUACAGCGUAUGCCAGAUGACAAAAUCGUGUUCAAUGGCCUGAGUCAACGCACCUGGCUACUGGUAUCGAUCCAGGCCAUGGUACAUCCCGCUGUCCACUUGCUGGGCUGGAACCAUGUGUUCCCGACAAGCACUGAACAGCUGAUGUGGCGCAUCAUGAGCGUCUUCCUGGCUUCUGGUCUUCCGUUGUCGAGCAUGCUGCGGAUAACUCUGACCGCGUUAGGCUUCGACGGUCACCAGUCCCUGACAUGGAUAUGGGUCCAGCCUAGCGGCAAAGAAGAGAAAGGAUGGCGUGCUUGGGUGCUGGACGUUGUCAUGUCCUUUAUCAGUGCCUGUCUGGUCCCGGCCCGCUUGUUUAUUAUCAUCGAGGCUUUUAUCAGCCUGCGACAGCUUCCAUCGAGUUCCUAUGUGACCGUUGAGUGGACGAGUUUCAUCCCGCAUGUUUGA